This is a messenger RNA of Galendromus occidentalis (western predatory mite), 893 nucleotides long. RefSeq lists its product as uncharacterized. The record is from RefSeq and is a predicted model, not a curated record. The transcript is spliced from 3 exons. Bases 182 to 607 code for a protein of 141 amino acids. NCBI's taxonomy places the organism in Eukaryota, Metazoa, Arthropoda, Arachnida, Mesostigmata, Phytoseiidae.
UCUAAACAAGAACAGCUCGACGAAACGGUGCACAAGAGAUGCGAGUUUCUGGAAACUUUCGGUCGGAGCUCCCUAUACUGUGAUUCCCUUUGGCGCCGAUUCGGAGCAGGAGGAGCCUUUCACCGCCGUUACUGAUUCCUGGGGUGGAAUAUUCCCGCCUCAACGAAAUAGACCAUACACAAUGGCAGCUAUCAUCAGCUUCUUCGAUAUGGGUCGAAUGAAAGUAACCGACUUCUUCCGAGCUCAACCGAAGCCGCGGACCAGUGUCCAUAGGAAGCGACGCCUCCAGAAAGGUUUUACUUAUAUCUCAAGCUUAGAGACGAUUUGGGAAGAUGAAGAACCCGAUCGCAUCCGCCUGGUCAACCAGACGUCGAAGCGGGUCGAGAGCUCGCGAGUUAUUGCUCAGCCGAAAUUUGUGGUUCACGAAGACGUGUGCUCCCGUGGCGAUCAUGCGGAUAUCAACGAGGAAGAUUUGGGGAACGAAGAUCCGCAAGACGAUCAGACACUUGUUUCAAGUUUCCCGGAGCCCCGUAAACGAGCCGGCAAGAAAGCUUGCCCUGGAGCCAAGCAGCUCUCUGACGAAAAUGCCACCGUGAAUAUUAUGUGAAAUUUCCAACAAUCGCGAGAUCGAUGUCAGUGUUUACAUAUGAAUGCUUUAAAGAGGAUUGGAGGAGGAACAAAAGGACGAACGAAUAGAGUUUCGAUUAGACGAGUAGAUCUUUUGGAUGACUUUAAACAAAUGACCGCUGUUCGAGCGCGAGGGAAGAUGAGUUUCUUAAUAUACGUACAUUGUAAAUCCCAUAUUUCCCCCUUCUAUGAGAUUAUGAGAUCACACGGGGGUCUAAGCACCUUUUUGAGUCUUGAACGCGAAUAAAGUAUUUGCAUUGGUGGAU